Symbiodinium necroappetens is the source of this 1668-nucleotide messenger RNA. NCBI's taxonomy places the organism in Eukaryota, Dinophyceae, Suessiales, Symbiodiniaceae. The record is from the annotation of a GenBank genome assembly.
AUGUAUAGAUACGACGACUUUGAUCGUAACUUUGUCGCUGAACGUGUUGCCCACUACCGCUCUCAGACGGAGCGGUAUCUUGCCGGUAAGCUCAGUGAUGACGAAUUUCUGCAAUUACGGCUGCGUAACGGCCUGUAUGUGCAACGCCUGGCGCCCAUGCUCCGUGUCGCGGUCCCUUAUGGAACGCUUUCAGCAGGACAGCUGCGAAUGCUUGCGCACAUAGCACGCCAGUAUGACCGUGGCUAUGGUCAUCUCAGCACCCGUCAGAAUAUGCAGUUCAACUGGCCGGACCUGGCUGAGGUUCCGGACAUUCUGGAAGAUCUGGCGAAAGUAGAGAUGCACGCCAUCCAGACCAGUGGCAACUGCAUCCGUAAUGUCACUACUGAUGAAUUUGCAGGUGCGGCGCGCGAUGAAGAAGUUGAUGCCCGCCCUUAUUGUGAAAUCAUGCGUCAGUGGUCUACCAACCACCCUGAAUUUGACUGGUUGCCCCGGAAAUUCAAGAUCGCUGUUUCCGGCGCAACAACAGACCGUGCGGCGAUUGCAGUACACGAUAUCGGUUUACGCGCCGGGCUCGAUGCCCAGGGCAAAGUGGUAUUUGACGUGUUUGUUGGUGGCGGUCUGGGCCGCACACCGGUUAUCGGCUCACAAAUCUACAGUGGCCUGCCGGUACAGCAUCUGCUGACUUAUCUGGAAUCCAUCAUGCGCGUCUAUAACCGCUAUGGUCGACGCGAUAACAAGUACAAAGCGAGGAUUAAAAUUCUCGUUCGCGCCAUGGGUGCGGAUGCUUUCAAAGCCAAAGUUGAAGAAGAUUGGCAAGAGGUCAAAGAUGGCCCCUCUACUCUGCUGGAUGCCGAAGUUGAACGUAUGGUUGCUGCCUUCGAGCCCCCCGCUUUUGAUAAGUUGGAAGAUGCCACAGCACAGCUUGACGCGCUUCGUUUUGAACACCCUGAAUUUGGACGCUGGCUACAGCAUAACGUCAAACCGCACAAACAAACGGGUUAUGCCGUUGUUGUUCUGUCUACGAAAGUCACCGGCGUGCCUACUGGAGAUGUCAGCGACGAGCAGAUGGAUGCAGUGGCUGAUUGGUCGGAGCGUUUCAGCUUCAGCGAGUUGCGCAUCUCUCACGAACAGAACUUCGUACUUCCCCAUGUGCCUAUGCAGAACCUUUUUGAACUCUGGCAGGCGGCAACGGCCCAUGAUCUGGGUACGGCGAACAUUGGCUUGCUGACAGAUAUUAUCUGUUGUCCUGGCGGAGACUACUGUUCGCUGGCUAACGCUAAGUCAAUUCCCGUGGCUGAAGCCAUUCAGCAGCGCUUUGACGACGUUGACUAUCUUCAUGAUCUGGGCGACCUGGACAUCAAUAUUUCUGGUUGUAUGAAUGCCUGCGGUCAUCACCAUGUUGGCCACAUCGGAAUUCUGGGCGUUGAUAAGAAAGGCCAGGAGUUCUACCAGAUUUCAUUAGGUGGCCAUUCCGGGCAUUCCGGUUUACCUGCUUCUCUCGGACAGAUCGUCGGGCCAAGUGUGGCGCGUGAAGAAGUCACCGAUGUGGUUGCCGCAAUUUUUGAGGUCUACCUGCAACAGCGUCUGGAAGGUGAGCAGUUUUUAAGCUGUUUCAAACGCAUAUCCAUUGAUCCAUUUAAAGAGAGAGUUUAUGCCAACGCUGAUUAA